Messenger RNA from Paramuricea clavata, 9192 nucleotides. The record is from the annotation of a GenBank genome assembly. Lineage: Eukaryota; Metazoa; Cnidaria; Anthozoa; Malacalcyonacea; Plexauridae.
AUGGCUGAAUGUAGAUUAGAUAUUUCAUGUCAAGUCAAGGUGAAUGUUAGAGUACCGUUCCCAGUUUAAGCGUGCCGAACCCAAAAUUUUUAGAACAAAAAUUUCGUCGUGUAAACGCAACUGGCGGACCAAAAAGCAUGGGUCCGCGUGCCAAAAUUUAAGCGUGCCGUACCCAAAAUGAAUGUCGUGUAAACGGGGCUAAGAUGUGGGAUAACCCAAAACUAAUGUCAAUAUAAUCCUUUUUAAAACAAUUAUUGUAUAAUAAAUAUAUAGUAUCAAUUCAAGUAGACAUUGAUAAACUACCUAUUAUGGUUAAUUAAUAUAUAUAUUUUCACACGUAUGUGAAUUGCAAUAUGUUUACAAAACUGUUAUAUAUCAGGAUACUACAGAUUACAAAUAAGCUAAAAAUUUAAAAAUAGUAAAACAUAUGAUCUGUCGGAUUGAUGAUACAUCUUAAGACUGAUUUUCAUAUGUCGCCGACGUCGGCGAUGCCCAUUGUCGUUGAUCAUUGAUGAGUAAAAUCUUUUGUCUACGUUCUUCUUCACUAAUCUCAAACAAUGGCAUCGCCGACGUCGGCAACAUAUGAGAAUCAGGCUUUAACUGUCAUAUGAUCUGCAGAUGUUAGACAGUUCACACCAAAAACAACUCUACAAAAUCUAUACUCUACUGGCUUCACCUAAUCUUCAUGUAUGUUGCCCACCCAAAGAAACCUCAAACAAUCUCUGUCGGUGUUUUGCACGUUGAGACCGUAGGCAUAGGGAUGAAGGGUGCCAAGUUAGGAAAUGCCACAUAUUUCGUCUUUGACAGAAGGUUCGGACUUUUAUAUCUGAAACACGGCGUCAUUGACAGCACCGCGAUGCUCAUCAAAUCGUGCACGUGACGCCUACCUACACUACUCUGCACUGGGCUCCCAUGAUGUUACAUGCAUUCUUCAUCUCUAACAGAAAAGUGGGAUAAUUUUAGUCCUGAUAGAUACACAAACUUUAGUCCUGAUAUAGAUAGUAGACAAAUAUGGACAUAUUCUAAUUGCGCUAAACAGGGCUGGAAAAAGUAUCGGAACCUGGGAACCUAGUUCCCAGAAAUUUUUUUGAGUUGAGAGUUUUGCAGAAAAUUUUCCAGAAAAUAUUUCAACAUUUUGAGAUAACUCUGUUUACUCAACUUACAAGUUACAACUAUUCUACUUUAUUUACACUGUACAUGCUAACAUCAGCAGCUUUUAAAUAUUUGACAGAAAUUAAUUCUUUUACCCACCCCUGCCAUCACAAUGACUGGUAAAAUGGUAAAUAUAUGCUCUGCAAAGUCUUCAAUAAAAUGCAAAUUAAAUAGUAAAACAAAUAAAAGUGAUGGAAUAAAUAAGAUGAUACGACACUUAGUUAAGCACUAGAUCCUUACUAUGAUGUUUGUGAUGUUAUUCUGAGUGUGUAUCCACACCGGGCAAGCUUGAAAAAUAUGCCUGGCCACGGUGUAUGUGAUAUUUCGGAACUGAGUUUAGUUCCUUCGACAUCAAUGUAAUCUAAAAAUCAUGAUUUUUUGUGUUGGUGUUGUGUACCCAGGUGAAUAUGAUGUUUGUGAUGUUACUCUGAGUGAAAAUCUCUGAGUGUGUAUCCACACUGGGCAAGCUUGAAAAAUAUGCCUGGCCACAGUGGGAAUCGAACCUAUAUGACCUUUGGAAUACUAGAUUACAUUGAUGUCAAAGGAACUAAACUCAGUUCGAAAUAUCACACGAAAUAUCGAACCGACCUGACCACGUAGCUCAGUUGGCAAAACAUUGGGCUAGUAAUCCAAAUGUCGUAGGUUAGAUUCCCAUCGUGGCCAGGCAUAUUUUUCAAGUUUGCCCGGUGUGGAUAUACACUCAAAGUAACAUCACAAACAUCAUAUUCACCUUAGUACAUAACACCAACACAGAAAAAAAUCAAGAUCCUUACUAUUUGGUCACAACUAUUGUGAUGUACAAGCGUACGAAAACCAGCCUAAAGCCCAUUAUUGCUAAAGUACAAAUAAUACAAUAAUUAUGCAUUUAUAAUAGUUUUGUUUGUGGAAACACCACGUAAAUUUAUUACUGCAAAGCUUUCGAUCCGUAAGCCCGGAUCUUCAUCAGUACUAUCUUCUUCUUCUUCAUAAAUUUACGUGGUGUUUCCACAAACAAAACUAUUAUAUAUUUUAUCGCCAUGCAAAACAUACAAAGAACUUAAUUAUGCAUGUGUUUUGUUAUUUUUGUAAUUGUAACAUUACAAAUUUUACAGAAAAUUUCUAGCCUUCGACCCAGGUUCCCAGAAAGAAAAAAAAAUUUUCCACCCCUGGCGCUAAAUGACGAUCAUAAGACGGCAUAAAUUAUUCCUAUACUCUAUACGUGUUUAGCUCAUAGACGACUGGCCAACCAACUUUCAUACUGUAAAGUCACAACUGGCAUUUUGUUAUAGCUUACUCAUUGGUGUACAAGGCUGCUAUAUAUGUGUUAGGGAGCAUUCAUUUUUUAGCUGGGGGGGUGGGCCGGAGGAAUUUGGGGGUGGGUCAGCCAAUUUUGACAUGCUUCAAAGGGGUGGGUCUUUUUAUAGUUUUGGUAUAAAUGGAGGGGGUCAUAAAAAUAAUCAGUGAAAAAAUCACCAGUAUAAUUUUAUAGAAUUUGGAAAUAUUUGGAUCAAGAAUGGUAAAAAGGUCUAGAAUCUAUCAACUAUCUCGUCAUCUUUAACAAUAAAGCAAAAUUCAUUUGACGCUCUGUUCACACAGUCCAUAGGAAAACAUUUCCAUGACGUUCGUCAAUUGACCUCGUUUUUAUCCGUUUUCGUGUGAAAACAUGAAUGAAAGAAAACGCAGGACCGUACUGAUGAUUUCAAAAUCAUGCAUGAUUUCAAGGUCUGCAUGAUUUCAAAAUCAUGCAGACCUUUAUCAAUUUUAAGCUUUAUUAAUUUUAAGCGGCUACAUUAUCCAUGACAAACUGCAAAGAAUGAAGAUAGUACCCACAGUUUCCUGCAAAUUAUCCUAAUUAUCCAAUAUAUAGUUAAUUAAAUACGCCUUCUCCCCGCAUUUAGUACUAUCAAGUUGUCAAUUUCGACAUGCUAAAACGCUAUUUUCUGACCAUCAGAAUUCUGUCAAAUCUUCCCCAAAGUCCAGGAAAUGGCAUUUCAGGGACUCUAGAUUUAAAACUUCCUACGGCUCUGAAACGCUACGGAAACGACACCGUGUGGAUUGAGGGCCUGUCACACUAUUGCGUAUGAGAGAAACGUAUGAGAAGCGUAUGAAAAUUAAUGAAAAAAUUUUUAUACGCACAAAAAUCCUUUGAAAUGCCAGCGUAUGAGUACCGUACAUCUGGCGUACCUCUAGCGUAUUCAGCGUGUGCCUAGAGUAUGUUUAUCGUAUAAAGCAUACGUCCGAUACGCACAAAAUUUUUGAACAUGCUUAAAAAAAAUGUUCUGCCUCGCCGUAUGCCAGCGUAUGCCAUCGUAUGCGACCGUGCUUGAAACGUAUACAACCUAUGCCUGACGUACCCCUGGCAUAGCGUAUGUCAGCGUAUACCGGCGUAUGAGUGAUAUUUUUCAUACGCUGGCAUACGCUAGUACGAUACGCAAUAGUGUGACAGGGCCUUUAAUAAUAGUUAGGAUGAGGGGUCAAAAAAAAUUUCAGUAAAAAAAAUAGGGGGUCAUAAUUUUUUAUCAACUUUUCUCUUGGGGGUUCCAAGUUUUAGCAUGGAAUUAGACAUCAGUUCCUCCGGCCCACUCCAGCUAAAAAAUGAAUGCUCCCUUAGCACUUCUGAUAGUUCUGAUUUGACUUUACUGCUGAAAUGGUGGGAUUUGUUUAAAUUUUGCGUAUUAAAGUACUAUGUUGACUAAGUCUAAAAAUGUAAAAUUUUAAAUUUAUUAAGUUAAGUCACAUAAAUAAAGUCAGUACCAUUAGAAAGUUCGCAAAAAGGUAUAUAAUAUAAUCGACUAUGAAAAUCAUAUUACUCGCUUCAAUGUCUUAUACAUACAUUUUUCUAGUGCGAACUUUCUAAUGGUACAGAUUAUUUUUGGUAAAAGUAAACAUGAAAAUUUACAUUUCUAGUCAACAUUGUACUUUAAUAAGCCAAAUUUAAGUUGCCGACACGCUGUAUACAGUCUUGCUCACCAAUGUUUGAACUAUAAGAAAGACCCCCCCCCCCCUCUAGUAGUGUCCAGCACCCCCUUGAAGAAAACUCUGGUAUUUCAUAUUUGAGUUGCGAAUGCUAUUCUGAUUAUACUGAAACGCGAGAAAAUAUUCAAACACCAAUACGGCGGGUCACUAUAUGACGUAGCAGUUUUCUUAAUUUUUAAUUUUUUCGAAAUACAAGUACUGUGAGAACAAAUUCAAGGAAUAAACGUAUUUUUCAGAAUACAGGAAUGGCAUUUCAGGGCUUCGGAUUUCAAACAUUUUCUGGACGAGAAUCCCCGCGGACGCCCGUAGUAAUGCGCCCCCUCUGGAAAACCUCUACCCUCUCUAACAAAUCAGGCCAGAUCCGCCCCUGUCUGGCACAUUUCUAACUAGGUUUUGGCUGGCCGUCUAUCAUAACAUCGCGUAUUAUAGUGAUUGGGUUAAUAAAAAUUUUCGCUUUAGGUAAAGUGCCUUAACUGUGGAGAAGAAAAUCCAUCGUGGAUCUAUGUAACACUUGAGGUUUGAAGAACGUACUCGAACAAAACACAAUAAUUAUUUUAUAAACUCUGUAAGGCUAAGCCAGGUCCACAAUAGAUUUCGCAGGAUACUGUAUAUUUUGGUAACGGGAAACGGCAUGCAAGGGAGAAAAACUUGAUUUCCAGUACCAUUGUAGACCUUCGUACACUUGGCAUUUUCCUAAGAGCGCCAGCAUACUCAGAUACGCAUUGGGCAUUAAAUAUGGAACGAUGGGAUAGACUUUUAUUACUGUUUAUUUCACUUGCCCCCAACGGACUCGUUUCCAUGUUUUACCAUCGCAGGCACACAUGAAGGUUCUAUCCCCAUGUUUCUUGCACGAAUAUGUUUGUCUUUGCCAUCUUCAGCCCAACAACAAACCUAUCCCUAACCCUACUGUGCACGAAAAACGAGGAAAUAACCGCAUGAAAACGAGGCCAUUGGGUCAAGAGUGCAAUAAACAAUGCAGUUUAUUAAUUUGACAGAUUUGAAAACAAAGUUACGAGUUACAGUAAUAUACUACUAUUGAAUAUUUUGUCAAACCUGACUUUCAUUUACUUUAAUAUUUCAGGAAAGUCAAGCUAUCAAAGGAAGCAGAGGAAAUGCAAACUUUGUUACACAUUGUAAACUUUGUGGAAGACAGAAUUCAUUAGGUACCUAGAGGGAAUUAAAUUACGUAUCACGCAUAAAUUAUACAAUAAUUCCGUAUUCAGUUUACUCUACCCGACAAAAAAAAGACAAACGUUUGCUAAUUUCACUCAAUUUUCAUCCAAAUUUAAACAAUUUGUCCUUGCUCCAUUAGUCCCACAAACUUUCAUACUAAUACGUUUGAUGUUUUUAACAAACAACGCGCACGCACGCACGCAAGCAAGCACGCACGCACGCACGCACGCACGCACGCACGCAAGCAAGCAAACAAACACACACACACACACACACACACACACACAUACAACUACAAACGCGGAUGAAAACAUGUCCUCCUGGCGGAGGUAAUUAAUGGAGAGUUACUCAAGGGGGUUAUUAUACUCACGUCCAAUGCACAGUUCUGUUUUAAUCAGGGCAUUUUUUAACUAUAUAACUGGGGGGGCCAAAGCCCCCCCAGCCCCCAUGGUGGCCCCCCCACUCAACCAUUUUGGCCCCCCCAGUCAAAGUCCCUUUUCUCUAAAAUAUAAGCAAAACAUGGAAUUUAGAAGGGAGGUUUGAUAUUCUAGUAACUGAAAUUUGCGUUGUGAAUCUUAUGUCCUGUCUUUUAUGUUUAAUAAAUACCUAACCUGAUACUCAGGUUAAUAAAUACCUUAUUAGAUUUUAAACAUUUCCCAGGCAUGGAUUGCAUUUCCCAGACCCUAUAGAUUUGAGUUGUUGGACAAGUUAGUGACCGCAGGGGGCAACAGGCCCUCAACCAAGUGUUUUAUAAGGGGGGGGGGAUAAUUUUGGCCCCCACCAAAAAAAAAACAAUUUGAUUUCGAAACUAGAAGUAUUUGAAAUCAUUAUACAUAUAAUCAAAUAUCUGUAAUCGAUAUUUUGAUAAAAUUUCUCGUAAUAAUCCAUCCUGACUCGCGGAUAUCAUAGACUCACAAAUCAUAAUGAACGAAUUAAUGAAAGGGCCAAACAAAAGACGUAUAGAAGACUUUGAAAAUGCCAUUUCCGAUGAUUUAGAGACGCAAAAUUUUCAAAAAUUUUCCGCUCUGUGCCAACCAUGGUGGCGCUUCGUGGGAGUCGGGAACUCUAAGUUUAUCAAGCUGGCUCCCUAAGUGACGGCCAAGUUGUGGUAUCUACAUAAACAUACUAUGCAAGUACUUAACUGAAGGUUCAGUCUAUCUACAGCAUAAUGUAAUGCUGUAUAUCCAAAAAUCUGUUUCAGAAAAUGCAGGAAAUUGCAGCCAUAGGGGUAGAAAAAUACAAAAAUUUUCUGGGGGAGAAAACCCCAGACCCUCUCCAGUCAUUCAUUUUUCAAAAUCAUGCAGACCUUUAUUAUUUAAUCCAUGACAAACUGCAAAGAAUGAAGAUAUUACCCAUACUUUCCUGCAACUUAUCCAAUAUAUCGUUAAUUAAAUACACCUUCGUCCAUUUAGUACUACUGAAUUCUAAAUUUCCACAUACUAAAAACGCUGUUUUCUGACAAUCAGAAAUCUGUCAAAUCUUCCCCAAAGUCCAGGAAAUGGCAUUUCAGAGACUCUAAAUUUAAAAAUUUCCUCGGGCCUUCGGCCCUCGCUUUCAGCCCCCCCCCCCCCUCCAAAACGAAAAGAGCUUCCUACGGCCCUGCUCUCCCCCCCCUACUAUUAAAUGCGAUACCACACCAAACUUUUUGUUACCAACAAACCAUCUAUCAUUGCUCCACACUCGGUAUAGUAUGGUCCCUUUUUGUAGAUGGCCCCCCCCACUGACGAAUUCUUAAAAAAUGCCCUGGUUUUAAUUUGCCUGUUUUUUCUCUCUUUAUAGAUAUCAUGAAAGACUCCAUUUGUUCAUACAGAGUAUGUAAUAUACAGUAUAAUAAAAUUUCUUUCAUCAAAUUUAGUUUCAAAACUGCACUUCUAACGUGCCUUUGUGGAGGUGUUUUAAUGUUGAUUAUGCUUCGUAAAGCUAAGUUUACACGCUACGAUUUGUCGUGUACGAUUCGUAUUCGCCAGUAUUAAAAUGAGUGCUGGCGCCAUAAUUCAUUGCCGUUUCGUUAAAAAGAAAUUUCGAAUGUAGCCAGCUUACGCGUGUUUACUCAAUGACAUACGCCAGAAAACGAAUCGUACACGAUUAAUCGCAGCGUGUAAACGUAACUUUAGCCAUUUUAAGCCAUUCCGAACCAAAUUUUAGCUCGAGGUUUAUGCUAUAUUGAACAUCGCACUAAUAAAUAUUUAACAUUUUUCCAGAUUCAGGACAACAACACAUUUAAAAGUAUUGUAUCGUUUGACUGUCGUGGACUGGAACCAACUGAUUUUUCUCCCCGAGUAAGUGGAAACAUAAGAACUUUUUAAAUUUCUUUCAAUAUACUCUUUCGGUAAUUACGUCAUAUUUCCCCUUGGCCUGCGAUGUCCCUCAUUCUCGUGAAUGAAGAGCCAAUCGCCUUUUGCCUCGAUUCAUGAGAGGGAAGUUCCUGACACUCCCAGGUCAAAGAAGUAGUAGCGAUGUAAUUAUUGAAGGGUUUAUUUUGCAUCAUGUUUGUGGAAGUAAGAUUCGUUUUAUAUAACAUAAUUUUAUAUGUGUUACAUCUACAAUCUCCGAUAAUAAUGUGACACCUAUUGUAGGGAUUCCCCCCCCCCCUGCCCCUACUCAAUGUUGGUAACUCAUGAGGUUUUCACUACACUGGGAGACAGGACUUACAAAUAACAUAUGGGUAGUGUCACGGUUUUGUCUGAGGUUGUAGUUCCUUUGCUUUAGUUUUCUUUGAACUACCGAACCAUUUUGACGUUCCCAGUGAAGCUCUUCCUUAGUCUACGCUGCUUUAAUCUAAAACCUCCCGAUGAGCAGUCUUCGCUCGAAACUCCAAAUUUUUUUCCAGUGAGCUCCAUAUAUAUCUGGAGUGAGAACUCGAGUCCAAAAAGUAAAGCCGAAGAUGGAGGUAUUGGACGUCAGUUUUAGUCCCUUUCUAUUGUUUUUGUCUGCGCGGUCUGCAAGGAGUGUGCCGAAAUUUCGUAUUUUACAUCGAUUUAAAUAAUAUAAUGAUGGUUUUAUGAACUGAUGACUUAAUUAGCAAUACGGUCCGUUGGAAUUGGCUGGGAAAAUGACGUCAAUUCAAAUUCUUCAUAUUUUCUUUUAGGGCUGAAGUUCUAGGUUCAGAUACAUAUAUACAGAGAUCACUUUUUUCAUCUUAAACUAUUUCACUAAUCACUGCAACCCUUUCUCGAAUCCUACACUAAACCCAUAUUUUUCAGAUGUAAACAGACAAUUUCAUGUAUUUUCUAACGGCAGAUAAUUUUAGCAAGAAUGAUUGAUGUCCCCGCAAAUGAUAUGCGAGGAUAGAAUAAUUAUUAAUGUUUCUCCAGGUUGGUUUUGCUGCGAAAGGAGCUGAAAGCGAAACAAAAUUUCCAGAUAUCAACUUAACUGAAAAGGUAGCACAUAAAAAUGCAUUUCAACCCGUUGUUGUUAAAAUAUCCCGCCCACACGGGACCCUCUUAUUGGAUAUACAUCAAUAUAUAAGACACCCGCCUUAUGGUUCUCUCCACUUGACGCCACUCAGCCAAUCUCGUGCCCAGAGCAUGCUCAUUCGCAGGCUCAUGGACCUCGGCGCCUCGCAAUGAAAAAAGAUACUUUAAUUUAUAAAUACUAAAGUUUAAUCAGGGUUAUACCAAUCAACAGACAAUUUUAUUAACCUUGAAAAAUCACUAUCCGAUGGAUAUGGCGCUUUCUAGCCUUCGUACAACCGGCCCCAGAUGUAGAGUUGUCCAGGAUGAAUAAAUUUAGAAAUAGGAGCAAACGUUUACUGAAAUACAUAAACAUGUUCUGUGUUAUAGAUAUAGGGUCUGUAUAUUAUGAGAAGAAACGGGAUUAUUUUUGUUUCUAUAGGAAUGGGCAGAGUAUGAUGAAAGUGCACAAGAAGCUGUUGGGAUUUACGAAGUAACACAUCAAUUUGUUAAGCUCUAA